Aphidius gifuensis is the source of this 541-nucleotide messenger RNA. Its product is annotated as U6 snRNA-associated Sm-like protein LSm2. The coding region runs from base 156 to 443 and encodes 95 amino acids. NCBI's taxonomy places the organism in Eukaryota, Metazoa, Arthropoda, Insecta, Hymenoptera, Braconidae. The record is from RefSeq and is a predicted model, not a curated record. Gene Ontology annotation, biological process: mRNA splicing, via spliceosome. The transcript is spliced from 4 exons. Gene Ontology annotation, cellular component: P-body; Lsm1-7-Pat1 complex; U6 snRNP. Gene Ontology annotation, molecular function: RNA binding.
ACAAUUGUCAAUAAAAAAAAAUAAAAAAAGCAACCGGUCAAUGUGAUUGUUUGUCAAUAAAACAAACUUGCCAAAUAAUUAAAAGCAUAAUAAUCGUCAAUAAUUAAUUGACAUAAACCUCUACCAAUUAUAAAAAAUACAAAAAUUAAUCAACUAUGUUGUUUUAUUCAUUUUUCAAGUCAUUAACUGGCAAGGACGUUGUUGUUGAACUCAAAAAUGAUCUCAGUAUUUGUGGAACAUUGCAUUCAGUUGAUCAAUAUCUCAACAUUAAAUUAACAGACAUCAAUGUAAUUGAUACAGAUAAAUAUCCACACAUGUUGUCAGUAAAAAACUGCUUUAUUCGUGGCUCAGUUGUCCGAUACGUUCAGCUACCUGGUGAUGAAGUUGACACUCAACUUUUGCAAGAUGCUGCACGAAAAGAAGCUGUUGUACAAACACGAUAACAAUUAAAUUAUUAUUAUCAAAUAAUUUAUAUUUUUAUGUACAAAUAUUUUCAAUUUUCUUAAGUUUAUAAAAAAAAAAACAUUGGCAUAAACUUUGA